This is a messenger RNA of Sciurus carolinensis (gray squirrel), 7963 nucleotides long. It is a transcript of the gene Srrm4, whose product is annotated as serine/arginine repetitive matrix 4. Lineage: Eukaryota; Metazoa; Chordata; Mammalia; Rodentia; Sciuridae. The record is from RefSeq and is a predicted model, not a curated record. Gene Ontology annotation, biological process: regulation of RNA splicing; neuron maturation; mRNA processing. The transcript has 13 exons. Gene Ontology annotation, molecular function: mRNA binding. The coding region runs from base 384 to 2192 and encodes 602 amino acids. Gene Ontology annotation, cellular component: nucleus.
CAACGUCACAUUGUGCGAGAGACAAAACCCGGGCGCGCCGGAGCUCACACGCGCACGCACACACAGACGACCGGGUCGCCUCUUCUCUCCCAGCGCUGCCGAGAAAGCCAGCCCUGCUUUCCCUUCCCGGGGUGCGGAGCUCUGCAAGCUCAGCGCAGCCCAGAGCCAACCCAGAGGACGAAGGGAGCCGGCGGACGAACCUGCUUUCCCCGCCGCCUGUCCAGACCAGGACGCCCCAUCCCCCGCCCCGAACUCCGAUCUCUCCCACCCCACCCCUCUGGGUCUCACGCGGACAGCGCCCGGAGCCGGGUGCGCCCCCGUUUGGAAUCCACGUUUCAGCACUUCGGACAGCGCCCGGGCGCCCCGGCCCCUUUGGGUUGACGAUGGCCAGCGUUCAGCAGGGCGAGAAGCAGCUUUUUGAGAAGUUCUGGCGAGGAACCUUCAAAGCGGUGGCCACCCCGCGUCCCGAGAGCAUCAUCGUGGCUAGUAUCACGGCCCGUAAGCCGCUGCCAAGGACAGAACCCCAGAGCAGCCCCAUAGUUCCAGCCCAGGAUGGACCUUCAGAAAAGCUGGGUCAGCGUCUGGCUACCGAGGCCUUGGGCACCAACAGCUGGGAGAGAGACAAGGCCUGCCGGGAGCUGGGUCUUGCCAGAGCACGCAGUGCCUCCCUUGACAGAGACUCCACACCUCCACCCUCCUCCAGGGGGAAGAAGAAGAAGAAGAAAUCUGCCCGGAAGAAGAGAAGGAGGUCCCCAUCCUAUAGCCCAUCACCCGUGAAGAAAAAGAAGAAGAAAAGUUCCAAGAAACACAAGCGACGCAGGUCUUUCUCCAAGAAGAGAAGGCACAGCUCCUCCAGCCCCAAAAGCAAAAGAAGGGAAGAGAAGAGGCAUAAAAAGCAAUCUCGAAGCCGGCCCCGAAAGUCUCACCGCCACCGCCAACACCACUGGCCCUCGCGGUCCCAGAGUUCUGAGUCACGCUCCUCCAGCUGUGAGACCAGGCACCGAGGCCGGUCCCCCGAGGAAGGGCGGAAGUCCCGCCGAAGGCACUCUAGACGCUGCUCCCAGACCCUCUGCAAGGUCAGCCCCGAGGCCCGGUCCAGCCACCCGCCCAGCCGGCCCCUGGAGAUGCUCAGCCUGCUGUCGGCCAGGGGUGUAAUCACUGGGUUGGGGUCUGCCGCUGACCUCUUUACCAAAACAGCCAGCCCGCUCGCCACCUCUCGAGGACGUUCCCAGGAAUACGACUCAGGCAACGAUACGUCCUCACCACCCUCCGGGCAAACCAGCUUGGCCAGGUCUCGGGGUCAGGAGAAGGACAGCCCCAGCGGCGGCCUGAGAAAGAGCCAGGAGCUCAACAGCGGUAACACCUCCGAUUCAGGGAACUCCUUCACCACCUCCUCUCCCCAGAACAAGGGGGCCGUUCUGGAGAAUCUCUCUCCCACCAGCAAGGGCAGGGAGUCAAGAGGAUUUCAGUCGCCGUGUCUGGAAUGUGUGGAGGAGAAGAAGUCCAGCUUGGCACCAUCCACGGCCCGGAGCACCCCCAUCAAGGAGUGUUCCCGAAGCCCCUCCAGUCUCUCUUCCCGGUCCCCAAACCCCAGGGCCUCCCCCAGGUACACCCGGAGCCGAUCCACCUCCUCUGGAAAGAGGUCCUACUCCCGCUCUCCCAGCUAUUCCUCCAAGUCUGGCAAGAGGAGCCCGCCUAGCAGAAGCUCUCGAUCCCGCCGCAGCCCCAGCUACUCCCGCUACAGUCCCAGCAGGGAACGGGACCCCAAGUACAGCGAGAAGGACCCGCGGCAGCCAGAGCGCGAGCGAGCCCGGCGGAGACGUCGAUCCUACUCGCCCAUGAGGAAGCGCCGGAGAGACUCCCCGAGCCACCUGGAGGCCCGGAGGAUCACGAGUGCCCGGAAACGCCCCAUCCCCUACUACCGGCCCAGCCCGGCUUCUUCCAGUAGCCUCAGCAGCACCUCCUCCUGGUACAGCAACAGCAGCAGCCGCUCCGCCAGCCGCAGCUAUUCCCGCAGUCGCAGUCCCAGCCGCAGCCGCAGCCCCAGCCGAAGCUGCAGCAGGAGCCGGAGCCGGAGCCGGAGCAGGACCCGCACCAGCAGCAGCUCCAGCGCCCGCAGCCCCAGCCUGGGCUCCCGGAGCAGGAGCCGGAGCUACAGCUCGGCAGACAGCUACUCCAGCACGCGGCGCUAAGCGGGGGGCCCUCCCUUGAGCCAGUGCCAGGGGAUCCCCUGUUGCUCGGCCAGCCUCCCCUACGGCCCGCCCUCCCUGCCUCCUCCCCAGUGACAGACACCGAGGUCUCCUGGACCCGAUCCUUCCUGCUUCCCUGGAGAGGAGGAAACGAGGGGACAGAGGCUCAACCUCCAUGUCAAGCUGCUAGGAGCCUCUACCAGCACCAUCCUGGGGCUCAACUCAGGCCUGGGCACGUGGACAGAACCAUGGUAUUUUUGGCACACACCAAAAAAAAAACAAAAACAAAAACAAAAACAAAAACCAUCCUUUAAGGUUUUGUGAGGAAGCAAUGGGUCCAUGACUCGAAACCUGGAUCCUGGCCAGGGAAAACUGGAGCCAGUCCUGCUCAUGGGAUGGAUGUACACAGAAAGGCCAGGGGGAUCUGUCCCAGCUGCCCUCGUUCACUUGUCACCAAGUUCCAUGGCUGGACUUCUAUGGACCCCCGUGUAGGAGAGAGGUGAGAGAGGACACCGAGCGCUGAUGAGGUCCCAGAGAAGCGAGGAGGCCUUCAGUCUCCCCCCAACAAGCCAGAGCAGAGACUGGAAGGCUGGCGGGUUCCAGAAGAGAGGAGCCGAGGAGGCAGACCUUGCGGUGGAUGGGAAGCGUCAGGAGAUGGGCGAGGCCUUCUCUGACUCUAGCGUAGAAGCAAAAAUGCGUUGCUCAUCUGCUGCUCCCAGGGGAAGCAGCCCAGAGGGUCCCUGCUACCAGGGGGCCGCACCACAUGCCUCUGGGUAAGGUAUCUCUGCCUUACACGAGAUGCCUCCUGACUGCACAGGAGCCCCGCAGCUCCACAGGAGAGGAGACGGCGGCACAGCCAGGGCAGCCUGAGCUACAGCCCCACUUCCCAAAUUUGCCUCAGCCCCACUAGCUGGCACCAACCUAAUUCCACGGGACCAUCUGCUGAGCAUUCCCCAGGGCUGUGGCCGGCUGCCAGCCCCCAGCGCCAGCCAGUCUGGCCUUGCCCUCUGGCUGGCGCCUGCCUGCCCCCUCCCCACUGCCCAGGCUGCCACACCCUGGAUCCUACCCAGGUCAGCCUGGUACCCACCCACCCACCCACCCACCUUUCAGCCUAAGCCUCUCAGGAAGUUUGCCAGGAUGAGCGCCUCAGGCGGUUCAGGCUUGAGAGAAAAGACCCAAAUCCGGAGAGUUUGCAGGCCAGGGGCUUGGGCGCACCACGUCUUGGGCGACUUCUAGCUUCCGAGGUUCCUCGUGAACUUGGGAAGGCUCCCCCUUCAUGUCUGCCCUCACCCCACCCACCCAGCCCGGGGCCGGGCAGCACGGGUGAGCUUCCCUCUGCCUCACAAAUACCACCAGCUGCUUCAACCACAGAAGACACCCAGAACAGGCAAGCCAAGGAGAAGCGCCUUAAAAUAACCUCUCGGGCAUCCCCCUCACCAGCUGCCUGGCUUUCCGGAGCCUUGUGGGUGAAUUUUCAAGUUUGUGGUGGCAACAGCAGGUCUAAGACGGGGCAUGUGUGGGGAAGCGAGAUCAGGCAUUCUUGAGUCUCCCCACCCUGAGGAAAAUGUGGAAACACCCUUUCCUGGGCAGUUGGUGACUUCUCCCUCCCCAGUCUUUCCCAUCAUAUCAGCACAGGGACCAGUGACUGCCAGGCAGACAACCUCCCUCAAAGUCCUCCUCCAUCAGGAGAGAAGAGCAAGGCAGCCGCAGACCCGCAGACCACCCGGCCUGCCCGCCAGGUCUCAUCCACGCCAUCGCGUCACCAGAGGCCCGAUGGCAGGUGUCCUGGGAGGGCAUGUACAGCAACUGUAAAUAACCCUCUUUCCUGCCCAGGAACCCAGAUCUCACUCCCGUCUCCCUUUCUGGAAAGAAGUUUUCCAGAGCCACCAAACCUGCUUAGCAGGACAGCAACCAGAGGCCCAGGAGCUGCCUGUCCACUGUCUUCAUUCAGACAACUCUAGGGGACCGUUUUGCCUGGGGCCCCUAAGCAAACCUCGUAUUUAUUUUAUUUAUGUUUUAUUUAUUUAUUUAUACGUGGAUCUCUUUCUCUGUCUCUCACCAUUGGCAGUAUUUAAUUAUUUAUUUAUUUAUAUGAAGAGGAUGUGUGUGUGUGUGUGUGUGUGUGUGUGUCUGUGUUUCUCAGGGUAGGGGGGGACUUCUAAAUUAUUUUUGUGCAUCUUUCUUCUUAUGUCCUGUCUCAAUGGGUGUGACUUGGGGGUGGAGUGUUGGCCUUUUCCCUCAAAGGCUCAAAGCUAGGACCAUCUGGAGCUGACCUGGACUGUACAUGAGUCCCAGGAUGGUAACUGAGCCCGAGAGCAGUGAGCUCCAGGCCCGUACCCCAGCCCCCUGCCACCAGCUGCCUCAUGGAGGUGUCAGUGAAAAUACUAAUAGCCAAGGGGUUCAUGAACUAAGGCCUUGGGUUCACUCAUGGGGGUCAGCUUAGGUUGGGGGCCAGACUCUAAAUUAGCAUGUAAGUCAAAAAUGCACAAAGUUGAAAUCCCUAGGGAGGCUCCCGACUAGAGACAGAUGCUCCAUCUCCAGGUAGACCGACGAGCUUCAGUUGAGUACCUACUGAAGCCUUGCCUGGUGUCUGGGGCGCCAUGAUGGAAGAAAUGGUUCAGUACAAUAUGGCGCCUGGAUUGUUGAGGUGUGAAGAGGCGCUCACACCACAGGAAUCAGGCAGGGAUGCGCUGACCCAGGGCAGAGGAGAUGUUCCUCCUGACCUCACUCCGGGGCCCACCUAAGUGGUUUCAUGCAAGUUCCACAUGGUUCUAUGCUAAGUACCUCAUUUCCCCAUCUGCUGAGAUUUGAAAGCUGCCCAUUUGGUUUUCAGUGGAUACAGGGGGCCUUGUCCCAAAGGACCAGCCAUCCUGAGAGAGAGAGAGAGAGACCCACAAAAACACCCAGCAAUGACCUUUUUCUGUGACCUCUAUCUCUUGCAUCAGAGGAGGACACAGACCAACUUCUGAAAUUUGAGAAUAAAACAAGAUAAAAGGGAAAGCCAGAUGUUCCUCGAGAAGGUCAUUUCUGAGCCCAUCCUAGGAACUAGGAUCCAGAGAUCUUUAUCACUGACCAACUGGCAGUGCCUUCCGGCUGCUGGCUGGAGAAGGCUGGUGCCCUUUCUCAAGUCACUCUCCACUGCCUGUGGUGGCCAGACUGGCCUGGUCCAGCUUUGGGUUCAUGAAACUUUUGCAACAUUCUUGCUUGUUUCCCUGGCAAUGUGACUACCCUGCUACUGGGACUCUGGUCACCUUGAUUAACUAGAACUGUUGGUCCCUGGUGUUGCUGGACCUGUAUCCUCUUCAUCAAUACCUUCUGCUUCCAGGAAAUAGGACAUACUGCUUGAAAGCUGCUCAUAGCAAGGAUUUAGCUCAAAAUGGGAGGCAGAUGCAGGCGGAGGUCAAGCCUCCUGCCCCCCAAGUCCUUUGACCCUCCUGCCGUGGGUGUGCCCUAGCUCAGUGGAACUAGGCAGAUUGCUCCCUUUCUCUGGGCCCAGGUUCCCACCUCUGUGGACAAGGUUUGGAGAUGUUGCCUUGAGGCCUGAGUCUCCAAAGACAGAGACAGUUUCCCUGAGGCUCAGAGGAAAAAGGAAAAGAGCUUUGAACAGGAACCAACUUCUAUUAAACAGUCGCAACUCCUUAAAAAAUAAAAGUAGAGAAAAUUGUAAUCCCUCGUCUCUAACCAAGAGAAGUUAGAGCUCAUGACUCUCUCAGUCAUGAGAGUCAACACCAAAAAGCAGAAAGUGAAUCCCCUUCAGUCAGUCAGGAAAAGCCCCCAGCUAGGAACAUUCUCGGUCACCCAGGUUGGACGGCAUUCCUGUCUCGGUUUGCUCCCUUCUGGGAAGGACACUCGGUCUUUCAGAAGCAGAAUACAAUGAAGAUGUUGGAAAGAUGUCAAGGGUUCAGUCACAAAGAGCCCCCGUCCCUGGGUUGGCUCGACACAUUCUCUUUCCCACAAGGUCUGAUUUGUCCCCGAUUGGUCUUGAUUGUCCCCAAGAUGACAGAAAGCCUUCCCCCCCCUUCUUUAGCCCAGACUCCAGCUUGUCUUCUGCUGGAUUCUUUCCUCAAAUAUUCAAAAUAGUCUCAUGUGCCUGUGUCUCACCUUCUUGGCCCUCCAGCCGAAGAGGGCUUUGGGGUCUGAUGAUAAAAUGACAUCCCAAGUAGGAAUCCUUAGGACACGCCUUCCUGAGCCUUGGCCAGGUCAAUCCAACUGCCACACUGAGGCCGGACGUGUCCCAGAGCAAUGAUGUCCCCAGACCCCUCCCUUCUCCCUCUCCCACCAAGAAGUCAGUGCCAGGGAUUCUGUUGUUACCCUCCCUCUGUCUCUGGCUGAUUUUUGAUUGUUUAUACAUUUGGAUUUUUUUUUUAGCAUUGUUGUUUUUUGGUUUGGGGGUUUUUGUGGGGGUUCGUUUUAUUUUGUUUGGUGGUCUUUGUUUUGCAUUGUAAAUACCAUGCUGGGGAUCCCCUCCUGGAAACAUGGCUUAUUUAAUAAUUUAUUUACUAUUUAUUGAGUAGCGUCGGGAAAGGAGCCCGGGCCACCUCUUCCCGUGGGGUGGCUCCGUCUCUCCGCCCCGGUGAGGCCUUGUGCCACGGGCCCAUCUCACCCAGGUAAUGAGGAGGAGAAUCACCGAACCAGUUGGAAUUGGCAGAAACGGAGGCUUCGGUCCUAGCUGUGAAUCUCCAAAGCAACGAAAACACCGGUUACCUCCAGGAAGACCCCAUUUCCAUGGAAAUUAAUGGAGGAAUCAUAAUGCCCGCCCGGGAACCAACUUCUAUUAAACAGUCGCAACUCCUUGAAAAAAAAUAAAAGUAGAGAGAAUGAAAAUUGUAAUCCCUUGUCUCUAGCCAAGAGAAGUUAGGCCUCAUCUUCUAAGGAGCUGAGCCAAAGAGACAGGCGUGGCCUUUCUCCGGGGUCCUCUGCCCUGUGUGUGUCUGUGUGGAUGGAAUGAGCCUUGGGCCUCAGUCUUGUCAUCUGUAAAAUGGGGGUUGGCCCGAGUGUUCCUGGCAGGGUGGGGAAGAGGGGAUUCUAGCUCUGACGCUGAGGACGGCUUCCUGUUGGAUUUGUGGCCCUGUGUCUUCUGCCCUCGGUUGAAGGGCAGCGACCGAGGAGGGAAGGAAACAGAAAGGUGGGGUGUGGGUUUCAUCUGCGGGGUGAGGUCAUGAGAGCUGAGUUCUGGUGUCACCUAUGGGAGACCACAAGGCGUCGUCAUCUCGAUGACUCUCUUGGCGUGAGUUCAAGUGUUUGCCUUGAACUUCUCUCCAAGCCUCGAGGUCCAGAGCCAUCCCAGGAGAGGCUUGGCCCUGCCCCGAAUCUAACCCCUGUCAGUUGUCAGACCGUAUCUUGUACAAUGGUUCAAGUAAGCCGGGGACGUGGGUCCAACUACCGCUUUUCAGAUGAGAAAACUGAGGCCUGGGAAGGGGGACCCUUGUGCCUACGCUCAGAUUGGCUGGCUUCGCCCCACAUCCCCUGGGAAGCUCUGUGCUCUGAGGACAUUUCUCUAUGUGGGGGGCUGAGACUCCCACCUGGGAAAUACCAACCGAGAGGACCCGUCACCAGCCCAGCCUGACCAGCGUCUGCCCUGAGCGUCCACAUCAGAGGGAAAGAAACUGCUGUGUCCUCUGGCAUCCUGCGACCCUGCCUCUGCCCAGCGACGCAGCGGCCGUGGCUGGCUUGAUGUCUGGUCUCCGCGACUAAAGCAUAACCUUCCCGGGGGUUCCGAUUUUUCAGUCUGUAUGGAACAUGUCUGUUCUAAUUAAAGGUCCCAUGGUAUGGUG